Messenger RNA from Uncinocarpus reesii 1704, 798 nucleotides. Its product is annotated as DNA damage checkpoint protein rad24. Gene Ontology annotation, cellular component: cytoplasm. The transcript is spliced from 5 exons. The record is from RefSeq and is a predicted model, not a curated record. Gene Ontology annotation, biological process: signal transduction. Lineage: Eukaryota; Fungi; Ascomycota; Eurotiomycetes; Onygenales; Onygenaceae. Bases 1 to 798 code for a protein of 265 amino acids.
AUGGGUAUUGAAGAUGCGGUGUACCUCGCCAAGCUCGCCGAGCAGGCUGAGCGUUACGAAGAAAUGGUCCAAAAUAUGAAGGUUGUUGCUUCUGCCGAUAAGGAGCUUUCAGUCGAGGAGCGCAAUCUGCUAUCAGUUGCCUACAAGAACGUGAUUGGCGCUCGUCGUGCCUCUUGGAGAAUUGUCACUUCCAUCGAGCAAAAGGAAGAGUCAAAAGGAAAUGAAGCACAAGUUCAUCUCAUUAAAGAAUAUCGUCAGAAGAUUGAGUCUGAGCUCGCAGAAAUCUGCGAGGAUAUUUUGGAGGUUCUCGAUAAGCAUUUGAUUCCAUCUGCCCAAAGCGGUGAAUCGAAAGUUUUCUAUCACAAGAUGAAGGGAGAUUAUCACCGUUAUCUCGCUGAAUUCGCUUUGGGUGACCGCCGCAAGCAGUCGGCUGAUAACUCCCUUGAGGCCUACAAGAAUGCCACUGAGGUCGCCCAGACCGAUUUGGCCCCAACUCACCCCAUCCGCUUGGGUCUUGCCCUCAAUUUCUCUGUUUUCUACUACGAAAUCCUCAAUUCCCCCGACCAGGCAUGCCAUCUUGCCAAGCAGGCUUUCGAUGACGCUAUUGCUGAGCUUGAUACCUUGAGUGAGGAGAGCUACAAGGAUUCCACUCUGAUCAUGCAGCUUCUCAGAGACAACUUGACUCUCUGGACUUCAUCUGAGGCUGAGCCAGCGCCCGAAUCCGCUGCUGCACCCACUGCUCCGGCUGAGCAACCCAAAGAGAGCGCCCCCGCUGAAGAGCCCAAGGUUGCUGAGUAA